This is a messenger RNA of Morus notabilis, 1704 nucleotides long. Its product is annotated as polyubiquitin. Gene Ontology annotation, cellular component: cytoplasm; nucleus. Gene Ontology annotation, molecular function: protein tag activity; ubiquitin protein ligase binding. The record is from RefSeq and is a predicted model, not a curated record. Lineage: Eukaryota; Viridiplantae; Streptophyta; Magnoliopsida; Rosales; Moraceae. The transcript is spliced from 2 exons. Gene Ontology annotation, biological process: protein ubiquitination; modification-dependent protein catabolic process. Bases 105 to 1478 code for a protein of 457 amino acids.
UCUUUUCCGUGUUCUAUCCAACAAUUUCUCUUCUCAUCGCUUUUUCUCUCUCUCUCGUUGUCAUUGCUCUUUCUCUCCCGUCGGAUUCGUAGCAUAUUCUCAAGAUGCAGAUCUUUGUGAAAACUCUCACUGGCAAGACCAUCACCCUCGAGGUGGAAAGCUCUGACACCAUCGAUAAUGUCAAAGCUAAGAUUCAAGACAAGGAGGGUAUCCCACCGGACCAGCAGAGGCUGAUCUUCGCCGGCAAGCAGCUCGAGGACGGCCGAACCCUUGCCGAUUACAACAUUCAAAAGGAGUCCACCCUCCAUUUGGUGCUCCGCCUCCGUGGUGGUAUGCAGAUCUUCGUCAAGACCCUCACUGGGAAAACCAUUACCCUUGAGGUUGAGAGCUCUGACACCAUUGAUAACGUAAAGGCCAAGAUUCAAGAUAAGGAGGGCAUCCCCCCAGACCAGCAGAGGCUGAUCUUCGCUGGCAAACAGCUUGAAGACGGUCGAACCCUUGCCGAUUACAACAUUCAGAAGGAAUCUACCCUUCAUUUGGUGCUCCGUCUCCGUGGUGGAAUGCAAAUCUUUGUUAAGACCCUCACCGGAAAAACCAUCACCUUGGAGGUUGAAAGUUCCGACACCAUUGAUAAUGUGAAAGCCAAGAUUCAGGACAAGGAGGGAAUUCCCCCAGACCAGCAGAGGUUGAUCUUUGCCGGCAAACAGCUCGAGGAUGGACGUACCCUGGCCGACUACAACAUCCAGAAGGAGUCAACCCUCCACUUGGUUUUGCGUCUCCGUGGUGGGAUGCAGAUUUUUGUUAAGACCCUCACUGGCAAGACCAUCACAUUGGAGGUUGAAAGCUCAGACACCAUUGACAAUGUCAAGGCCAAGAUUCAAGACAAGGAGGGCAUUCCCCCAGAUCAGCAGAGGUUGAUCUUUGCCGGCAAACAGCUCGAAGAUGGGCGUACCCUGGCCGACUACAACAUCCAGAAGGAGUCGACCCUUCACUUGGUUUUGCGUCUACGUGGUGGGAUGCAAAUUUUUGUGAAGACACUCACUGGCAAGACCAUUACCUUGGAGGUAGAAAGCUCGGACACAAUCGACAAUGUUAAGGCCAAAAUUCAGGACAAGGAGGGCAUUCCCCCGGACCAGCAGAGGUUGAUCUUUGCGGGUAAGCAGCUCGAGGACGGCAGGACCCUUGCGGACUACAACAUCCAGAAGGAGUCGACACUUCACUUGGUGCUGCGUCUGCGUGGUGGUAUGCAGAUUUUUGUGAAGACCCUUACCGGGAAGACGAUCACCUUGGAGGUCGAGAGCUCGGACACCAUUGACAAUGUGAAGGCAAAGAUCCAGGACAAGGAGGGCAUUCCCCCCGACCAGCAGAGGCUGAUCUUUGCCGGUAAGCAGCUCGAGGACGGGAGGACCCUGGCGGACUACAACAUCCAGAAGGAGUCUACCCUCCACCUUGUCCUCCGUCUCCGUGGUGGAUUCUAAGUCGCAUGCUUUGUUGCUCUAUCGUUUUUAUGUGGUUCCAGUUGGGUCUGUCGGCCUUUAGUGGGGCCUUUCAAUAAGUUUCCAAACUCUGUUUCGUACUAUUAUGUUUUCUGGUUUUUUCACUUUCGAGUGGCCGAUGGGUCACAAAGACUGCCUUUUAUAACAUGUAAUUAAAUAUCGUCUAAUCUCUGUUUUCUGUUUAUUUCUUCCUUCCUAUUUUAUUGUC